Molecule: messenger RNA, 2967 nt
Organism: Diatraea saccharalis (sugarcane borer)
Lineage: Eukaryota; Metazoa; Arthropoda; Insecta; Lepidoptera; Crambidae
Source: the annotation of a GenBank genome assembly
UGAGUAAAGUUAACCUGUUAAUUUUAACCAUUAACAUUCUUAGGAUAACUUUAAAGAUACUCUUUCCUGUUGUCAUAGAUUUUGAAAAUAAAGAACAUUUUUAUGCCCAACCAUCCUAUUUCGUGUCAGGAUCAAAAUGAUCUUAAAAACAAGAAAAUUUAAAGUUCAAGUACCAGGAAUUUCCAAUAAUUUUCCCAUACAUUUGCCUACUGAAAAAUGAAAAAUCUAUUCGAAACGUUCUUGAUUGUCCAGCGAUUCCAUCUCUUCCUGUCACCAAAAGACUCUUUAAACCCAAUUCGAACUCAUCUACAAAACGGAAUAUUAUGGAGAUUUCAUUUUUGUCUCUCUUCUUUCAGUAUGAUGAAGUGAACGAGAUAAUAAACAUCCAAGCCACUGGCACCGUCAGUCUUGGGAGGUUGACUACCAAAGCGGUGAUCAGUUCCGCUUCCAACGGUGACGUCUACACGUGUGUCGGCACCUCAGGACUGAAACGACAUCUUGCUUCUACCUCUAUAUAUACUGUCGAAGAUGACGACGAAGGAAACCUGUUCACUCUUCAAUCUCUAUUCCGCAAGCCUUCGAAGCCAAUCAUAACAGAUUACUACAACGAAUUGUUCCAAGAUAUUGGCUCGAGCGUGGUGCUGCCGUGCCGACACAACAGUAACACCGCCACACAAGUAUUUUGGAUUGAUAACGACGACAAACCUAUAUUCGGGAACCCUAGAAUGAAGGUGCUACCAUCCGGAGAUCUCUUGAUAACCAACCUUCGCUGGGAAGACAUGGGCAAUUUCACUUGCACUGUCAAAAACGCAUACGGAAAGGAAUCCGUCGACACAUUUGUAUACCCCACUAAGAAACAGGUAAAUAAUAAAUUAAAAUAAUUUGUCUCCCUUUACUUAAAAAACUACUUUUAAUAAUAAAAAAAACUACUUAACUUUUACUUAGGUACGUUUAUAUAUUAUAUUGAAUAUGAAUAUUGCGGUUAGUUAUCUAAGCAGACGCAGCGAGUAUAUUUACCUGUUUACCGAUUAUUGUAUUGGGUCACCAAUUUACCGAAAUGUUAUAUGGUUUAUUUAUUAGUAUAUAGGUUGAUAUUUAACUUAUUGAUAAGUUUACUAUCUGACUCUAUUUAUACGAAGGAUCGGUAAAAUAAAUAAACGUGUUCACAGUUAUGAGUUUACUUUCAGACUAUUCGAUGUUGAAGUGCCACUUACAAAAUACAAAAUAUCAUAGAUAACGUUGCCACAGAGUGGUCGACAAAGAUUAUAAAACAGAUGUGCCACACCUGAAAUCAUUAAAUAUAAAAACUAUUUAAAAAAAGUUUAAUAUUUCUCAAAAAUUUCCUGGUGUCCAAAGACUCAACCACAAAAAGGUUUUCAUACAACACAAAAUUUCGAUUCUAAUAUUUCAUAUUCUUAACACCUUAAACGCCGCUAGCAUAGAUAAAUAUUGUAAUCUGUCACUAGGAACUUUUUCAUUGAUUUAAAUACUAUGAACUACUUAAGGCAGACGUUAUAAUGUAUUAUUAGAUUUUAUGAGUAAAAAUUUUUAUAAUUCAAAUUUAUGCUAUAAUUUAUAAUAUCCAACCGGAUUUUUAUUUUUUAUUUUAAUUCUUUUAUGUGUUUUUCUUCAGUGAAUCCACCAACUUGCCGAUAAACGAAGAAACCCGCCGAUAAAAAACGUGACAUAAUUUGAUGUUCCUAUACUAUAUAAGUUUAUUGAUAAAUAAUACUUAACUUAUUUUAGAGUUAGGUUUACUACAGACGACUGGAAUACUAAAUAUUUAUUUUAUUUAGUACUUAAGAUGUAUAUUUCAUUUUUAGAUAUAGAUGAAUAUACGGGCAGCUAAUCUCAAAGAGUUGAUUUAGUAAAAUGUUUCAAAUAAAUGUUUAAAUGUUAUGGUUAAAACAUUUUAAUUCAAACUCAUGUUAAUUAAUUGUUCUUUUUUUAUUUUAUACAAUAUGUUGCAUUAAUAAUACAGCCGUCAACUCAUGUUAUCUUAAUCAAUAUUUCAUAUUUUCUCUAAAUUCACUUAAUUCCUAUCAAUUUGAACUUUUGCUCAUAUAACCUUUUACAGAUUUGGUAAAAAGUAAAUUUAAUCUAUGAACUUUGAAUAUUUUAUAAACAAAUUUAUUUUUCACCAACUCGAAAAGAAAUCUUAACUUGAUUGGAACAUAAAUAACUUUCUAAAAGAAUUUCAUUCCGUGUAUCCCAGAAAGGCGAUGCUUUGAAAAAAAAAAAUCUCCUACAUUUAUGUUUAUUAAUGUCAAGUAGUGAUUUAGAUAAGUUUUAAUAGCGACUGAAUUUUUGUAAAAAUAAAAAGAGUCAGUAGGACUGAAAGACAAUUUAAAACUUCAAAUUCUUCUUUUUCUGACACCUAUAAAUUUAUAAUAAAUAUGAUGUUUCAUUAAUGAUAUGAGUAUGACACAAAUGUAUACCUACUUAUCAUCAUAUUUAAAAUAACUGAAUUAAGCAGUUCUUUAUUUUAUUGUCGAUACAAUUUCUAUGUCAAUAAUAAAUCGUAAAACAAUUUUAAUACAAUUCCUUUUAAAAAGUCACGAGGUCUAAGUACGGCUAAGAAGUCAUAAACGUUACCAAAAGUUUGAGAAACACUGUCCUAAUAUAUUUUUACUUAGUUCGAACACCAGUAUCACAAUGCUUAAAUUUAAGAUUUAUUUUGUAAUUAUUUUUAAACUGUUGUACUUAAUGUUAUAAUUUACAUUGUUUUAUAAUUUAAUUUAUUAGUAUAUAAUUCAGGAGAACGAUUUUUUUAUUUUAAAUUAGUUAUAUAUGUGUAUAAAUGUUGUGUUAGUUCGUACAAUACAUGGUUUUCUGUGAUUUGAUAUUUAAUAAAUGUUUUAUAAUAGAAGUUCUAGUUCAUUUAUUUUGUACUUGUCCAUAAACUUUUAUUACUAAAUUUCUCUAUUCCGAUUAUCCUGAUCAGAGGCCUAUUUACGUCCCCACUCA